Camelina sativa (false flax) is the source of this 744-nucleotide messenger RNA. Lineage: Eukaryota; Viridiplantae; Streptophyta; Magnoliopsida; Brassicales; Brassicaceae. The record is from RefSeq and is a predicted model, not a curated record.
AAACAGUCUCCACUGUUCAUAACCCAAAAAAAAAAACCUCUCUCUCAUCGUCUCUCGUCGGCGGAACUAUGCGACGUCGAUACUCUGUCUUUAUCCACUCUCUUGCCAUUAAACAAAUCGUAUUAAACCCUGAAACCAGUAUGCUCUCGAUGCUCUCAACCAAAUCAACGCCGUCUCCGAAUGUGAGUCUUCAUGAAAUUAAGAGUCACCUUCGGAGAUUACAAGUGCUCUGGUAAUCUCAUCAUCCCUCUAUCUUCUUUCUUACAAGCACCCCCAAACCCUCUCACUUACUCUCUCUUUUUCUCUGGAUCUUCAAGCAUCAACGGGGUUUUAACUUACGGGUUCCAAUGUGAAAUAAGAGUGUGUGUGUUAUCAGUUGUGAUGACUGUGGCUGAACCACAUAUGGAGCUCAAUCAAGAAACUAAACAAUUAGAUGCAGAUAAGUUAUCGCCAAAGAAAGAACAAAGUCCUAGAGGAGAAGAUGAAGAAUGUGGUCUUCCCAGUGCUAAUACAAGUGAGGAAACUGUGACUUCAGUUUCUGGUGGUGAGGAGUUGGAUGUUGAUAUAGUUGAAUCUGAUGAAAACAAGACAUCCACUACUGAUGAGGACCCAAACGCUACUGAAUACUCAAGCUCAUUUUCCGACACUGAAUAUGAGAAUGCUGACAUGUUGCUUAUGAGUAAUUUUCAAAUUAUUGUUGUUUCAUAUUUUUGUUUGCGUCCUGAAUUUGUUUCAUUGUUUUGA